Aspergillus alliaceus is the source of this 1131-nucleotide messenger RNA. RefSeq names its product putative carboxylesterase. NCBI's taxonomy places the organism in Eukaryota, Fungi, Ascomycota, Eurotiomycetes, Eurotiales, Aspergillaceae. The coding region runs from base 1 to 1131 and encodes 376 amino acids. The record is from RefSeq and is a predicted model, not a curated record. The transcript is spliced from 8 exons.
AUGACUGCAACGAUCCUACAAACAAAGCAAUUGGGGCAGACCCAGGGGCUUGCGAGCGCACAGCUCGUGGAUAGUUGCGAUGGUGCCGUUCUCGAUGCUACAAAGGACGGACGAACAGCUAUCUCACCUUUAUUUGGAUGUAGCUUGGGGCAGGAUCUGGACUGUCUCAAUUUGAAUAUCACUGUCCCCGAAGGCACGACUACAUCUUCAAAUCUCCCAGUUAUUUUCUUCAUUCACGGGGGAGGUCUGCUGCUUGGGGCUAAUUCAUGGUCUCAAUAUGACCAUGCACGUUUUGUCAAGCUGUCUUCUGAAAAUAAUUUGUCCAUUAUCGCGGUCUCCAUCAAGCAAGGAUGCCAAAUGGUGGUAAAGGAAUGGGUGCGAAGGCAUAUCGCAGAUUUCGGUGGAGAUCCAGAUAACGUGACAGCAGCCGGGAUGAGCGCUGGUGCAGCGUCCGUGACAUAUCACUUGAGCUCCCGAAGCACCACUGUUCAAGGGAGCCAUUGCAGAGCGGCAGUUACUUCUUCACUCGGGCUUUGCCGUAUGAGGUACAUGAACAGAAUUAUCAGCAGGCCAUAUCGGUACUGGGAUUGGAAAAUGACACCACGGAAGAGGUUGUUGGAAGCGCCCGGACAAGAGCUAAUUGCCAAAUUACCUCCCUCAGUUCUGGCUGCCCCCACACCAGCGGUGGCACAACGCACCCUGAGCGAAUAUGGUAUCACUAAGGAUGCCUCCCAUGACGAAGCGUUUCGUGCGGUGCUGGAUUACAUCAAUGAUAAUUGUUUUUCUGCAGCGACCUUGACCAUCGCCCGAGGUUGGAGAGGGAAUGCUCACGCUUACUACUUCGAGGGAAAUCCCUGGGAGGCAACCUACAUUCUUGACAUAGCCUAUCUAUUGCAAAUCUUUCGAAGUUCUGUCACGGUAUCAGCCCCGUGGCCAGCGAUCAUAGACCAUAAUAUCGCUACUACCUUCACAGCCAGGGUGUAUGGACGUAGCUUUAGAGGUCUCGGCGUUAGGAAAGUGAGCCACCCGUACAAUGGCGAGAGUCACCGAAGAAGCAUUUUAUUUGACUACAGCAAUGUAGUCACACUGGACAACCUGGCCAAAGUAUUUGAUGUUUUUAAGACCCUGUGA